Molecule: messenger RNA, 2704 nt
Organism: Megalops cyprinoides (Indo-Pacific tarpon)
Lineage: Eukaryota; Metazoa; Chordata; Actinopteri; Elopiformes; Megalopidae
Gene: exd2
Product: exonuclease 3'-5' domain containing 2
Exons: 9
Coding region: 506-2440 (644 amino acids)
Biological process (GO): nucleobase-containing compound metabolic process
Cellular component (GO): cytoplasm; nucleus
Molecular function (GO): 3'-5' exonuclease activity; nucleic acid binding
Source: RefSeq, a predicted model, not a curated record
GAGUGAGCGUGCGUGUGCCUGCAGGUGACGUUAGCUGCGAAUCGUGUGGCCGUCUUUGGGGGGGGACCGAGGGAACGACGUGAAGUCCUCCAGAAGAGUAGUGAGGAUGCUCUUAUCUCUCAGAACAGCUUAUCCAUCCACAUUGGGCUGUUCAGUGUGCAAGAGGGCUGCCAGUGUUCCAUUUUGACCCCUUUUGCUCAUUUUUUACAUUCUGACUUUAGCCAAGCUCUGAACCCUUUGACUUUUUUUAUUCUUUGCUAUUUAUAUUUCUGGUUCAGAGGGUGGCACAAUUAACUGGCAAGAAGAGGACUGCUGGAAUGCUGCAUUCAUAGUGUAUGUCUGUGCUUAAUACCACAAGUAAAACACUACAAACAUUAAGCUCUUUUUGGACCCAUCUUUCAAUUGGGCCUGCCUUGAAUAUUCCCUGGUGUGGAUUACUCUUAGGGACAAUUUAUCCCUCCUUCCCUUGCGCCUCCCUAUACUGACCCCUGGAUUCGAUCCAAAAAUGUCCAGGCAGAGUGCCCUUACUGCUGCUGUAGCAACUGUGCUGGGUGCCACCUUGGGGGGCCUGUUGUUAUGGCGAGCCCUCAGGACCCAGCGGAAGAAGCUCCUUCCAGGCCAAGCGGAGCCGGCCGCAGUGGAAGAAGAGCAGCUGAAGGCUGUGGAACUCGAGACGGUGGCUGCCCAGCUGCAGCCCGCACAGCUGACCCCUGCUCUGCCCCCUGCUCCGCCGCCCCCUCCGCCCCCCGCUCUGCCCCCUCUGCCGCCCCCUGUGGAGCAGCAGCUGUCGGUGCAGCCGGUGGUGGUGAGCUCUGAGGAGGAGUGGGAGCAGCUCUGGCCCUCCCUGCAGAAGGAACUUUCGGUUUACCCCGUGCUGGGCCUAGACUGUGAAUGGGUAAAGACCCCUGGUGUGUCGGUGAAGGGCAGGGCCAGCACCGUCUCUCUGCUGCAGAUGGCCUCUUACACGGGCCUCUGCGCGCUGGUGCGGCUGCCGCAGUUCCGCGGUGCCAAGCGGCCGCUGCCCAGCAGCCUCCUGGGUGUCCUGCGUGACGCGCACGUGCUGAAGGUGGGCGUCGGCUGCUACGAGGAUGGCAAGCGCCUCGCGCGCGACCACGGCCUGGCUCUCGGCUGCACCGUGGACCUGCGCUACCUUGCCCUGAGACAGAGGCAAGCGGUGUUGAACAAUGGUCUAAGUCUGAAAUCCCUGGCAGCGGAUCUGUUGAACAUCCCACUGGACAAGUCCCUGGAGCUGCGCUGCAGUAACUGGGAGGCGGAUCAGCUGACCCUGGAGCAGAUGACCUACGCUGCUCGGGAUGCUCAAGUUUCCGUCGCCAUCUUCUUCCACCUUCUGGGCCUGAACUCCAGCCCCUUCCCCAGCCCCACUGCGGACACAAAGACGGUCUUUUCCCAGCUGUCAUCGCACUGCCAGGGCCUGGUGGACGUGCCGUUCCGGGGGCGGAAUCUGGGGGACGGGGAGGUGAGGGGCGUCGACGGAGAGAGGAGGCGGCGAAGCAGGAGGAACACGUCCGAUAGCUCUGGGUCUGGCGACCAGCAAGUACCAGAUCCCCGCAAGCACCGACACAAGCCCCUCGGCGUCGGCUACUCUGCCAGGAAGUCUCCUCUCUAUGACAACUGCUUCCUCUAUGCCCCGGACAGCCAGCCCCUUUGCACCUGUGACAAGAAGAAGGCAAAGUGGUACUUGGAUAAGGGCAUUGGAGAGCUCCUAAGCGAAGACCCUUACAUUGUGAGGCUGAAGUUUGAACCGUCUGGACGGCCUGACUCCCAGCACGAUUACUAUCUCACCGCCAAGGAGAACCUGUGUGUGGUGUGCGGCAAGAUGGAAACCUACAUUAGGAAGAACAUCGUUCCGCACGAGUACCGGCGGCACUUCCCUGCAGAGAUGAAGGACCACAACUCCCACGACAUCCUGCUGCUGUGCACCUCCUGCCACGCGGCCUCCAACGUGCACGACGGGCUGCUGAAGCAGCAGCUGGCGGAGGAGCACGGCGCACCGCUGGCCUGCGAGGAGGGCGUGCGCGUGCUGGAGGACUCGGACCGGCGGCGCGCCCGCUCGGCCGCCCGGGCCCUCCUCACCGCCGGCGACGGGCUGCCGGACUCGCGCCGGGAGGAGCUCCACAGCAUCGUCAGGAACUUCUUCAGCGAGGAGCAGCAGCAGGAGCUGACCACGGAGCAGCUGCAGGUGGCGGCCGACCUGGAGACCAGGAUCUUUAACGAGAGCUACGUGCCCCACGGGCUGAAAGUGGUGCGGGCGUAUGCCAAGAGAGGCCUGCAGGGCCUGAUGGAGCUGGAGAGACGCUGGCGCCAGCACUUCCUGUCCACCAUGCAGCCACGCCACCUGCACCCGCUCUGGUCGGUCGACCACAACCACGCCAAGUUCCUGCGCAAGUACGGAGAGGACCUGCACAUCACGAUCAACUGAGGCUCCUCCCGUCCCCCGGCGCAGCGCAGUGCAGCGUGGAGCGGAAAGGGUAGGGGGAAGGGUGAGGUGGGGGAGGGCGGAGCAGACGUGUCGGUGUGCGCCCAGUCUCUGGCUGGCUGGGUGAGGCCGUCUCGCCCUCCUUCCACGUCACAGAGAGUGCCACAGAGACACUGAAAUGCCAGUCUGCUGGCCCAGCUGACCCAGGACCCAGGAGGGGUCAGAAUCAGAAAAACAGGUUUUUUUUCUUUUCUUUUCAGAGGAGAA